CACCCAAUUUCCUACUUCUCUUUCACAUCUCUAACUAAAGCUCACAUCACUAUCAAACAAAAAGAAACACUAUCUUUCAUUCCACAAAACAACAUGUCAAAAGGAGAAGGAAGAAGUGGGAAGAAAUGUUUAGCAUAUGUUGCAGUAUUCGUGGUGUUUCAAGCAGCCAUCAUUUUACUCUUCGCCCUCACGGUCAUGAAGGUCAGAAGCCCGAAGGUGAGGUUCAACGCUAUGGUGGUCGAAAGCUUCAGCUCCAACAACAACACCGCAACUUCCAUCGACAUGAGGCUGCUGGCUCAACUCACCAUUAAAAACACCAACUUCGGCCAUUUCAAGUAUGACAACGCCACGCUUGUCGUAUUGUACAAUGGGGUGCCACUCGGGGAAGCUGUGAUUUCCCGGGGGCGCACCAAGGCUAGGAAAACGCAGAGGUUCAACAUCAAUGUGGAUGUUAGUACGGAUAGAGUAGUAUCCGAUAGUAACUUGGGAAAUGACAUAAAUUCUGGAAUUUUGAAACUCAGCAGCCAAGCGAAGUUGAAUGGAAAGGUGCAUUUGAUGAAGAUCAUCAAGAAGAAGAAAUCUGGGGAAAUGAAUUGUGAUUGGAGUGUCAAUUUGGGUAACAGGCAGGUGGAGAAUUUGAGAUGCAACUAGUUAUGAUGUUUUAGGACUUUAUAUGUUGGUUUGGGCUAUAUUUACUUAUUUCUUGAUUCUGAUUUAUUUAUCUCUGUUUACAUGUUAAUUAUUAUGAGUAUAGAUUUUAUCUCUGUUUCAUAUAAUACUUUAGUCGUA
Salvia splendens (bonfire salvia) is the source of this 789-nucleotide messenger RNA. RefSeq names its product late embryogenesis abundant protein At1g64065. NCBI's taxonomy places the organism in Eukaryota, Viridiplantae, Streptophyta, Magnoliopsida, Lamiales, Lamiaceae. The transcript has a single exon. The record is from RefSeq and is a predicted model, not a curated record. The coding region runs from base 94 to 651 and encodes 185 amino acids.